Messenger RNA from Striga asiatica, 2273 nucleotides. The record is from the annotation of a GenBank genome assembly. Lineage: Eukaryota; Viridiplantae; Streptophyta; Magnoliopsida; Lamiales; Orobanchaceae.
CCACCCACGACCUGCAGGAGUUAGGGUUUUUGCAAGUUGCAGUUACAGUUUCACAUAUACAACGCCCAUCUUUCUAUUUUUUUCUUUAUUUUUGUUAUUUUAUUUUUUCCAUUUUUGAUUUAACCUCGCAGCAAAUUGAACUCUCUCCACAAAUCCCCGUUUUUUUCGCCGCCGCACGCCGCCGGACAGGAGCCCGACUAAGCUGCCUUCUGCUGAAUAUAUGGCCGGCUCCGAUAGAAAAAUCGGGGAGGAAGAGCAACACCAUGCGAGCGCCCCUGAAGCGGCGCCUUUUGAUCUCAAUGAUUUCACCAUAAUCAAAGAAGGGGAGGCAGAGAUUUUAAUGCACGUGAAAAAUGAAGUCUUUUAUAACAAAACCCAGGUUAAUAACAGAGACAUGUCUAUUGCUGUUUUGAGAACGUUUAUAUCAAAGCGCAAAGAAGAACAUGAAGCAUUGUUGUCCAAGAAAAGGAAAACUGGGCCUGAAGUUGCAGGGGAGCCUGCCAUCGAGCACGAAACUAUAACAGAUGCCUCAAUUUGCAAGGACAAAUCGAAUGGGGAAUGUGAAGUUUCUCAAGAGGUGCCGCAAGACAAACCCACCUGCACUUCUGUAGAUAAACCUUCAAACCAAUAUGGAAAAGGCUCAAGAGAACUAAAACUAAAACCUCCCCGAGUUUUGGAGGCAUUGUCUGCUUCUGGACUUAGAUCCUUAAGAUAUGCUCGUGAAGUAGAUGGAAUUGGCCAAGUGGUGGCUGUGGACAAUGAUAAAUGUACGUCUGUCGAAGCUUGCAGGAGGAACAUUAAAUUUAAUGGCUCGGUGGCAUGCUCGAAGGUUGAGUCGCAACUUGCUGAUGCUAGAGUGUACAUGCUUACCCACCCGAAAGAAUUUGAUGUGGUUGAUCUCGAUCCUUACGGUUCACCAUCUGUUUUCCUGGACUCUGCUGUUCAGUCAGUUGUAGAUGGAGGCAUCUUGAUGUGUACAGCAACUGAUAUGGCCGUGCUCUGUGGGGGCAAUGGUGAGGUCUGCUAUUCCAAAUACGGGUCUUACCCUUUGAGAGGAAAAUAUUGCCAUGAGAUGGCAUUGAGGAUCCUUCUUGCAUGUAUUGAAAGCCAUGCAAAUCGGUAUAAGCGGUACAUUGUUCCUGUGCUAUCUGUUCAAAUAGAUUUCUAUGUACGAGUUUUUGUGCGUAUCUACACUUCUGCUGGUGCAAUGAAGAACACUCCCUUGAAAUUAUCAUACGUUUAUCAAUGCACUGGCUGUGAUUCUUUUCAUCUUCAGCCUAUUGGGAGGACCGUUUCUAAGAACAAUAGCACGAGUGCGAGAUAUCUUCCUGGGUUCGGUCCAGUUGUUACCCAAGAAUGCACUGACUGCGGCAAGAAAUACAACAUGGGUGGGCCCAUAUGGUCUGCACCAAUCCACGAUCAAGAAUGGGUGAAUUCCAUUCUAACAGAUGUAAAAUCUAUGAAGAGCCGAUAUCCGGCCUUCGAUCGGAUUUCUGCUGUACUAACCACAAUUUCUGAGGAGUUACCUGAUGUACCACUGUUUUUGAGCUUGCACAAUCUGUGUGCAACGUUGAAAUGCACUUCCCCAUCAGCAGUUAUAUUCCGUUCGGCUGUGAUUAAUGCAGGGUAUCGUAUAUCGGGUAGCCAUGUAAACCCGCUGGGUUUGAAAACAGAUGCGCCUAUGAAUGUCAUAUGGGAUAUCAUGCGUUGCUGGGUCAAAAGUCAUCCGGUGAAACCUCAACCAGAAGAUCAGGCUGGAAGCGUGAUUUUAGCCAAGGAACCAAUUUUGCUGGCAAAUUUUACGCGGGCCGUGGCUUCGCUUAGCAAGGCCCAGGCGAAAAAGGUUGCGAGAUUCCUUCCCAAUCCCGAGAGAUAUUGGGGGCCCAAAGUAAGGGCGGGCCGCCAGAUCACGAGCAAGCACGUUUCCCUUUUGGGCGUUGAGGCCAUUAACGGAAUUCACAAACACGAAGAAGGUGAAGAAGAGCAACCGGCCAAACGUAAGAAGACGAACGAAGAAGAAUCAUCUCCUAAUCUAUGAUAAUUACUCUUCUCCGGCAUUGGCCAAACUGUGUGGGACCCGUUUUUUAUUUUGACGGUCGAUUACUGAGUUUGCUGCGUUUGUGUCUUGCAGAGAGAAGUGGUUUAACAUGAAAAAAGAUGUGAGAUGCUGCACACUAGGAAAAGGUUUUAGGACAUUGGGCUACUGGAAAUUGAGGGGCUUUUGUAGUUUAUCUAUUUUCUUUUUUAUUUUUUAUUUUUUAACCCCGACAAAU